Capsicum annuum is the source of this 447-nucleotide messenger RNA. RefSeq lists its product as uncharacterized. Lineage: Eukaryota; Viridiplantae; Streptophyta; Magnoliopsida; Solanales; Solanaceae. The record is from RefSeq and is a predicted model, not a curated record. The coding region runs from base 1 to 447 and encodes 148 amino acids. The transcript has 3 exons.
AUGUAUCUGACUGUAAAAAAGAUAGUGAGUGAAUGGUUAGCCAUUUGCCCAAUAAAGGCAUGCUCUGUUGUAGAUGUUCCCCAAAAAAUAGAGCAACCUCAUACAUUGAAUGAUCCAACUUUUCAAGAGGAUGAUAGUAAAAUACAUGAGAUUGAUAUUGAUAAAAAUGAAAUAUCUAAUACAUUGAAUGAUCUAAAUAGUAUACUUAUUGACAUGGAGGAGGGAGAGAAGGAAGAGAAAAAGAAGGACAAGGACGAGGAUGAGGACAGGGACAAGGAUGAUGAUAAAGAUGAGGAUGCUGGUUCUCCUGAUACUCAUGGUUCCAUAGGUAUCCUUAUUGGGUCUAGUAGCAACUCAUCAACAACUAGACGGUUUUUCCCUAAUGGUCAUUCUAUCUCAAAGACCAUCAUAGAAAAUUUUGAGGAACGACAAGAUGCUACUGGAUAA